Molecule: messenger RNA, 2140 nt
Organism: Leguminivora glycinivorella
Lineage: Eukaryota; Metazoa; Arthropoda; Insecta; Lepidoptera; Tortricidae
Product: adenylate kinase isoenzyme 5
Exons: 12
Coding region: 98-1891 (597 amino acids)
Biological process (GO): CDP biosynthetic process; UDP biosynthetic process
Cellular component (GO): cytoplasm; nucleus
Molecular function (GO): ATP binding; UMP kinase activity
Source: RefSeq, a predicted model, not a curated record
UGUUUUCUAUAUAUUUUAUUCUAAGUGCCAAUUAAAAUAGUUUUGGUGGACAGUGUUUCGAGUGAGAGAUUGUUUAUAAUCUGUAUCUUCAUGGAAUAUGGGCAUCUGUUUAGAUACUGAACAAAACAAUGAAGAGGUGGAGACAACAGGCGCGAAUACGCGGCGCGAGAGCACCUGGGCGGGCCGCGCCACUCCCCCCGCUGCCGCAUUCCCCAUGCAGAACUCUAGUCACGUCAAGUUCGAGCCCCCGGCCGUCCCUGUCAUAUUCAUACUGGGCGGGCCAGGCAGCGGAAAGGUGACACACUGCGAUAACCUGAUGCAGGAGAGACGUGGCCUCGUGCACGUCAACAUGACAGAUCUUCUGCAACAGUAUGCCAUCGGGAAUGAUAUGCAAGAUUUCGGCACACUAUCGAGCAAGACUGUGACCGAAGUGUUAAUGUUGGAGAUGAAGAUGGCGCCCACAGCCAAGACUUACCUGGUCUCCGGGUACCCGAGAUCUAUGAGGGACGUCGCUGAAUACUCUGAUAAGAUCCAGACUAUAAGCGGCGUGGUGCUAGUCAGUUGGCGCCAACGGGUACUGGAGCGCCAAAUCGAGUAUGGCGCCCGUCUCGGUCACGUUGUACUCAGUUUGGCGCGGAUGGAGCUCAACAACUUCUACAGAAGCGUCAUGCCGGUGGCUGAAUACUUUGAUCAGAGCGGGAUGCUUAUAGCGGUAAACGGCGAGCGCAACCCCGAAGAAGUCUACAAGGACUUCCGCGCCGCCGUCCUCCAGAUCCUGGGCUCGGUAGAGGACCAGUCGACCAUGAACGGCGUCAGCGGCGUCGGCGUCGGCGCCGGCGGGAUUCCCGGCGAGAUCGUCGGCGUGGAGCCGGCGCAGCAGGCGGGCAUGCGCGAGCGCGUGCGCGCGGAGGUGCUGCCGAUUAUGCCGAACGGGGACGCGAGAGUCGCUAGUCCGAAGGCUGAAGUGAUAAGAGUGAAAGGCGCCUCAACGACACCCGGCAUCUUGUGGGUGGUGGGAGGACCGGGUAGCAACAAAGCAGCGCUGUGUCAGCGAUGUGUGACUCUUCGACCAGGAUGGACGCACUUCAGCCUCGGUCAACGCCUACGGUCCCUCGCUGACGCUGGCGGCGGGCCGGCGUCAGACGGGGCGCUAGCCCGCACCGCCAUCAGCGGGGGCGAGCUGGCUCCGCGGGACCUGGUGACGCAGCUGGUGCGAACAGCUGUGGUGGAGGGUGGGAGAGGGACGGGGCUGCUGCUGGAUGGCUAUCCGAGGGAUUUGGAGCAGAUGGAGCAGUUCCAAAAAGAGUUCCGCGUAUCACCGCGCAUGGUUCUCCUGGACUGCUCAAAGCUGCAACUCGGUCGCGGGCGAAGAGAUGAUUCCGUGGCGGCCUUCCGGCGGCGGCUGGAGGUGUUUAGAGAGCUCAGCCUGCCUAUGCUGAAGACUCUGGACCAGCACCAUCGACUUGUUAUUGUGGACGGCGAUACAGACUCGUCUGACGUACAAGCGGAGUUCAUGAAAGUAGUCCAAGAAGAAAUGGAGAAAGCAGAAGCCAUCGCUACAAUGCCACCGGAGCCGACGGAGAUGCCAACUACGCCCAAAUCAGACAUGUCGUCGUCAAUGCAGCAGUUCACCCACGCCAUGUCUCGCAUGGGCGAGAACCUAGCCAACGGCUUCGCCAACGGCGGCCUGCGGAACGGGACCGUGGGCAACGGGACCAUUCCCAACGGGAACGUGGGCAAUGGGUUCAUUGGCAUGGCCAAUAAUAAGGUAAAACCAGUAAUAAAUAAUGUAGCAAAAAUCCCAACUGUGUCCCAAAUGACCCACGAAGAGGUCAGAAGACUCUACGAACAGAGCUCAGGAGAGGUGAUGACCCUUAACACACACAUGUGAAUUGAUAACAUUAACUUUAAGAACAAUAAAACCUAGGUGUUUGGUUUCGUAAAAUCUAGUCUGAAUCGAGCUAUCUUUACACUGCCGCUCUAAAAAAAACAAGUGAAGAUUAGAAAGCCCUAUCAGUUUCAAAUCCUUGACACGGACGGAUCAAGUCAGAUAAUAACAAUAGGCUACUAGACUCAUAUCUAAUUUGGCACAACAAAUGAUUGUAUUCAGUAAUAUUUGGCAUAAGAAACCAAUAUUUAA